Molecule: messenger RNA, 1485 nt
Organism: Bipolaris oryzae ATCC 44560
Lineage: Eukaryota; Fungi; Ascomycota; Dothideomycetes; Pleosporales; Pleosporaceae
Product: Glucooligosaccharide oxidase
Exons: 2
Coding region: 1-1485 (494 amino acids)
Molecular function (GO): FAD binding; oxidoreductase activity
Source: RefSeq, a predicted model, not a curated record
AUGAAAGCUUGUUCUACUUGGUUUGUGGCCUUGGCUACGCUUCUUUCUACUACCACGCUUGCCAACCCCCUCGACAAGCGUGCUACUCUUGAUGAGUGUCUUGCCUCCAACGGUGUCCCAACGUACGCCAAGAACACUGGCAACUACACUCAGGCGAUAAAGCCGUUCAACCUUCGUGUGCCUAUCACGCCUGCCUCUUAUGCUGUGCCAUCGACUAUCAAGCACAUUCAAGAUGCCGUGGCCUGUGGCGUUGCAGCUGGAAUCCGAGUCUCUGCCAAGUGUGGAGGACACAGCUAUGCCUCGUUUGGUCUUGGAGGAGAGGACGGCCACUUGGUCGUUGACAUGCGUCGCUUCAACAAUGUCACUGCCGAUCCAGUUACUCACACCGCCGUGAUUCAAGGAGGUGGACGACUGGGUGACAUUGCAACAAAACUGUAUGCUCAAGGAAAGCAAGCCUUCAGCCAUGGAACCUGCCCUGGCGUUGGCAUCUCAGGCCUCACUCUCCACGGCGGCUAUGGCCUCUCCUCGCGCACUCACGGCCUCGCCCUCGACCAAGUCAUCUCCAUGACCGUCGUCUUGGCUGACAGCAGAGUCGUAACAGCCUCCGCCACCGAGAACCCCGACCUCUUCUGGGCUCUCCGUGGCGCAGGCGGCGCCUUUGGCAUCGUCGUCGACUACAAAUUCAAAACCUACGACGCACCCGAGAACAUCAUAAACUUCACCUACAACUUCUCCCCCUCCAACACCUCGCAACUUGCCAAAGUCCUCUCCACCCUCCAAAACUUCAGCUUGUACGACCAGCCCGCAGAACUAAACAUGCGUACCUUCGUCCCGGGCCAACUCACCGGCGUCUACUACGGCAACCGCUCCUCCUACGACGCAAUCAUGCUCCCCCUCCUCGACAAAAUCGGUGCCAAAAGCUCCGGUUCCGGCACCUCCGUCUCCGUCAAAGGCUGGAUCGACACACUGACCGCUUUCGCCUUCGGCCCCUUGCCCCAGGCGGAAAUCUACGACACCCACGAGAACUUCUACGCCAAGUCCCUCAUGACGCAGCCUCUGUCCGAAAAAGCCAUCUACGCCCUGGCAGACUACUAUUUCACCACCACCGUAAAGAUCCAGCGCGGAUGGUACCUCCUGAUUGACCUGCACGGCGGCAAGAGCUCCGCCGUGUCGGCCGUGCCCAACAGUGCGACGGCGUACUCGCACCGCGACGCCGUCUUCAAGAUGCAAUUUUACGAUCGCAUCAUGAACAGCGAUACAUAUCAGUCGAGUUACUUUUCUUUCCUAGACGGGUGGGUCAGUGCGAUUGAGAGUGCGACGCCUGGCGAGCAGUUUGGCGCGUAUAUCAACUAUGCGGAUCCGAGGUUGAGCAAGGAUGAGGCGCAUAAGAGGUACUGGGGUGAGAAUUACGAGAAGUUGGUCAAGUUGAAGGCGGUGUAUGAUCCCAAGAAGGUGUUUGAGGGGCCGCAGUUGGUGGCAAGCUAG